Messenger RNA from Caretta caretta (loggerhead turtle), 832 nucleotides. It is a transcript of the gene NDUFAF4, whose product is annotated as NADH:ubiquinone oxidoreductase complex assembly factor 4. NCBI's taxonomy places the organism in Eukaryota, Metazoa, Chordata, Testudines, Cheloniidae. Gene Ontology annotation, cellular component: mitochondrion. Gene Ontology annotation, biological process: mitochondrial respiratory chain complex I assembly. The record is from RefSeq and is a predicted model, not a curated record.
GCUAGGUGGGGCGCUGGCGGCUCUGUGCGCGUGCUCGCGGCCGGUGCCGCAGGGUGGUGAUGGGCGCCAGGGUGACUCGCGUGUUCCGCAACUUCAACCUGGAGAGCCGGGCCACCCGCGAGAUCAGCAAGGAGAAGCCCACGUCCGCCCCCCGCCACCCCGUCGCCAGGCCGGGCCCGCUGCCCGAAAUCCAAGAGGAAAUUCGCAGAAAAGAUGACAAACUUCUCGCCUUAUUAAAAGAGGUUUACGUUGAUUCCAUAGAUCCACCUAUGCAAGUAAAAGACAAAGGUGGAAGUAAACAGCAGGAAUACAGACUUACAAAACUUGGUCAUUUAAGGGAUCUAGAUAUUCCGAGCAUUCCCAAAGGCAAAAUUUCUGUGGUGGAGGUUCUGACUCUUCUCAAUAAUCAUAAACUUUCUCCACAAACAUGGACCACAGAGAAAAUAGCAAAGGAGUACAAUAUAGACUUGAAGGAGGUCACCUCUCUCUUAGAAUUCUUCAUACCUUUUGCUGUGGAAAUCUUUCCUCCCAAAGACAGAAAAGCUUUAAAAUCUUCCUAAAAGUGAUUGGCAAAAUCUUGGUUUAUCCACUGGUGUCUUCAUUUGACACUUCACAUACACUGUUUGUGUGGGAAUUUGGUCUCAUGCUCUUAAAGGUUGCCCCCUUGUAGCAGUAAAAUGCUUUAUUUAAAUGAUUGCAUUUUCUGUGUGAUUGCUGCAUGUGAAAAUAAUGUAUUUGAUAUAUUCUGGUUCAUAACCUGUCUUAUUUAUGCCAAAUAAGGAGACAAUCAGUAAAAUCUGUUCAGGACAAUAAAUGAUCCACUUAAAUUGUU